Molecule: messenger RNA, 3489 nt
Organism: Schistocerca nitens (vagrant locust)
Lineage: Eukaryota; Metazoa; Arthropoda; Insecta; Orthoptera; Acrididae
Exons: 6
Coding region: 320-1135 (271 amino acids)
Source: RefSeq, a predicted model, not a curated record
CGCAGCGCGCGUAGUGAAGAAGCCACACAGAAGCGGCAUUCGCGACGCGUAGUACAGCGUUCAAAGUUCGCAGCGAAAUCACACCCGUCAUAAGACGUUCGCUUUUGUCGUUCAUAUCGGAUACAGACAGAACAUUACUUCUACGUGUACAGGUUUACUCCCCUAUCGUUUUGAAAUAGCUGGCUGUCAAAAGACGUAGAUUACACUGCAGCCGUAACUCUCUCACUCGUCUCUCACACACUAUGCGACUAUGUAGAAUCCACAGUCAGUUGCUACAGAUGUGUUUGUAAACCCGAGGACAGUGAAUCAGUGUCCAAGGAUGAAACGCAUUGUUGCCGCAUUCAUCAAUCUGCUCGUGCUACAAAUUCUCCUGGCCGGUGGCGGCUGCCUGGCGCUACGCGGCGUCAAGCUGUGGGUGCCCGAGGCCGUUCGCGCCGGGUCGCGGGUGCGCCUCCUCUGCGACUACGACCUCGAGCAGGCGGCGCUCUACUCCAUCAAGUGGUACCGCGGCGACCAGGAGUUCUACCGAUACGUGCCCAAGGAGAGCCCGCCCACCAGGGUCUUCGCGCUGCCGGGCGUCAACGUCGACGUCUCGCUGUCCGACGAGCGCGAGGUGACUCUGGAGGACGUGCAGCCGCGGCUGACGGGCGAGUACAAGUGCGAGGUGUCCGCCGACGCUCCGCUCUUCCACACCGACAUCAAGACUGCCCACAUGACCGUCGUCGACGCCCCGACAGAGGCGCCGCUGAUCUCUGUGGAGCGGCAGCGAGACUACAUCGUGGCUAACUGCACGUCGCGACCUUCCGUGCCGGCCGCCAACAUCUCCUGGCUCAUCAACAGCCACCAGAUCCCAAACUCGGCGCCGACGGUGGUGUCGGACGCCGGGGGCGGCCGGAAGACGUCGUGGUCGUCGCUGCAGCUGGCGGUGGCGUCGCUGACGUACCCGGAGGCGGUGAUGCGCCUCCGCUGCGUCGCCGCCAUCUUCAAGGUGUACCGGCGCAGCAGCGAGUCCGUGGAGCUGGUCGACGACGCCCCGCAGAUAGCCUCCGUGCUGGGACACAGCCGAUCUGGUGCCGGCCGCGCGUACCCCGCGAUGGUGUUCGCGGCGCUGGUGCUGUCUGCGACCAGCAGGUAGCAGUGACGUCACUGAACAGAAGACUGUCGACGGCCGUCGUCUCCUUCAGUAUGGUGGCGAACCCGCUGCCCGCGUUGUGUGCGAGCUCAUGCUACAACUGUGUUUUAGAAGGACCUCCUAUUUACAUUGCAGCAGACGUAACAGUUUACCGUGUUCGCUACGUACCAGCUGCACUGACUUUGUCAGUGACAAGACGUUUCGCAGGUCUUUCGUAUUUUUGAUAUAUACAUGUUGUCAGACGUUUAUCUUUCGUACGACUGCUUUGUACGUAGCGUUGCAGUAUUAUUGACGAGUUUUCGUUUGAGGAAAUUAAACUGUAAUUCAAAAUGUCAAUCACAUUUCAAACUAUUUAAUGUUACUGACUAUCCUCUGUAAAUAACUGUAAAUGUAAUUGUAGUCUUUGUUGUUUAUACUGUUGUGCAACAGAAUACAUAUCGAAUGUUCUCAGAACCUGAGUAAAGAAUACGUGUAUACAGCUGUGUUAUAACAUAGACAUCAGCUUCCUCUUUAAUACGUGACGUCUUAAAAUCGUUAUAUUUAUUUUAAAAUAUGUAGAUAAAUCUAAUGGUAGUGAAACUACAUCCGUUCAUAUAAACAAAAGCUUUGCCAUCAGUGUUGCGUUCUUGCGAACAAUGAAGCAAAAUAUUACCUCUCUACGUACAAAGCAGUCCCAACAGUCAAUCAGUAUUCCAAUUGUGAAACGCAGCUAUACAGUUAUCAUUUAAGCAGGAUAUGUGUGAGUGGUAAUUGACCAUGACAAUUGUUCGUACUUAGUUUAUUUAAUUAGUUUGGUAUGUUCAGCUGGUUGUGUCUUCUUCUGCAGUGGUGAAAUGUUUUCCUCUUUCGAUCCAUAGUAAAUACUAUCAUCCCUUAAACUGGUACUAUUCGCAUAAACGGUAGUUAAAUAUUGUCACAUCACAAUAUAUAGUCUCGUUAUUUCCUGAAAAUCCUGCUCUGAUCAGUUUUUUUAUAGGAUAUGACAAUUUGAAAUCAAUUCGAGGGAUUAUUUGUUGCCGAGAGCACAAAUUAAAUUCAUAACAGAAGAGCACUCUCCGAAGGAAAACAUUCGUAUAGUUAACUGUAUAUUAUCAAGGGAACUAAGUUGGUAUCCUAGGUUCACUGUAACAUUCAAACAUCCUUUCUUGAUUCUGUGCACGUCAGUACGGACAGCUUUUAAUGUACUUUAGCGUCCUUACAGUCUAUCUCGAGAAUUAUUUGCAAGAUAAUAUGAUGUGUAAACUGCGAUACGGUCUUUUAAGACGUCGUUAAAAGGCCAAGAAAACUAUUUUUUCUUGUGUAAAAUACGUUUUUGGGCCGCAACACUUCAAAGCUAGAAGUAUCUGACAUUAAUUAUACAUCAGUUCCAUCAUUCUAGGUACCGGUAUAUUCCUUUACAUUAGAUGUACAUCGUUUCCCAUUUUAACUAAAUAUACAGUUGGACGUUGCACAGCCGGCCGCGGUGGUCUCGCGGUUCUAGGCGCGCAGUCCGGAACCGUGCGACUGCUACGGUCGCAGGUUCGAAUCCUGCCUCGGGCAUGGAUGUGUGUGAUGUCCUUAGGUUAGUUAGGUUUAAGUAGUUCUAAGUUCUAGGGGACUGAUAACCACAGCAGUUGAGUCCCAUAGCGCUCAGAACCAUUUGAACCAUUUUUUUGGACGUUGCACACAUAGCAUACAUCACAGAUACUGAGUUGGUGACUAUCAGCAAUUUCAAAAGUGUCGCAACUCGCGUGUGUUUGAAGCAAAUAAAAUGUCUCAGCUAACGCCUUCACACAUCUUAAAGUGUGACAAAGAGAAAUGCAGUACCAACUUCUGUGCAGUUUCUGAGCUGUAAGAGUAGACAAUCUUAACACUGAGAGAAGAAAAAAAAUUAAAUGACUAAAUAUGAAAGAGAUCGGCGUGAAAUGACUUUACUGUCUACUGAAUUCUCUCUCACUGUGUCGUAAAUUCCAAAGGAGUUUAAACCACUCCAGAAUCCUGAAAAAGAUUAUUUUUACGUAAUAUAAAGUUAUACGAAAUUAAAAGAUUCCAUGGCAUAGCCUACCAUUGCUCUGUUAUCAAUAUAUCAUCUGGAAUUUUUUUACUCAAUUUUCAUUGUGGUCUGUCGUCCCGUACAUGACAUUUCACAAUAUCUUUCGCUAUAGAAACAUACCCUUAGUUAACUGAGCAGUGAUUUUCAACCCGAGUACAGAGAUGGAAACUAACGUAAUUCUUGUGUUUGCUGGUAAGUCAUGCCCGCAUGCCCCUCUCAUCACUGUUCGAACCACAACCAGCUGGCCGAAGCGCGAAAUAAACUGGGAACAAAUUUGCUUUUGUAAAUCUGCUACCCCCUUGUCCUUAAUUUUUGUAUCUCUUAU